AUGACUAAAUUUUGGUGGGGACAAAAGAAGGACGAGCGUAAAAUUCAUUGGUUGAUUUGGUAUAGCCUAUGUCGUUCGAAGGACCAAGGAGGAGUGGGUUUCAGGAAUUUGCGUGCCUUUAAUCUUGCGAUGCUAUCAAAACAGUGUUGGAGACUUGCUUCUAAUGAAUCUUCUUUGUUGUCACAAUUUUUGAAGGCAGGAUGUUACCCUCGUGGUUCGUUCAUGUCUACAGCACCUGGAUAUAAGCCAAGCUUUACAUGGCAGAGUUUUAUGAGAGCACGUCAUCUCAUUGAUCAAGGUUCCAGGUGGCUUAUCGGUAAUGGCGCUCGAGUUUGUGUUUGGGGUGAUAAAUGGGUUUCAUCGUUGCCUUACCAGAAAGUAAUCUCAGAACCCUUAGCUUUGGAUCCAGAUGUCUAUGUCUCUAAGUUGAUUGAUCAUGAUGCUAGUUAUUGGCGAUAA
This is a messenger RNA of Jatropha curcas, 459 nucleotides long. The record is from RefSeq and is a predicted model, not a curated record. NCBI's taxonomy places the organism in Eukaryota, Viridiplantae, Streptophyta, Magnoliopsida, Malpighiales, Euphorbiaceae.